GCUCUGUUCUCCGCACCAAAAAAGCACCGAAAAACAAAAAGCGCUUCCAACAAAAGCCGCUUCUUGCAAACUUCAGAACUCCAAAAAAAAAAAAAAAAAAAAAAAAAAAAAUCAGAAGCCAAGGGGCAGAGCCGGACAGCUCGAGAGAGAGUUGCGGGCAGUCCGAUCGCAGUUGGAUGGUAGUGAUCGGGGGCGGGUGAGGAGGAGGUUCGCCACGAUGAUCACGGUUCAGGGAGAGGCUCGUCAGCCGCCGGCGGUGGUCGGAGCUUCUAGGGCUCACUUCGGCGUCGCUCGCGAUGACUCCUUUGGGAUCAAGCCGGAGCCGUCGUCGCUCUGCUUGGUCCCUUUCAAGCCUCAUCACGAUGCUCGUGAAGUCGAUGAAGACGCACAUUUGACUGUUGCUCAUCAAAUGUACAAGGCUGGAAACUAUAAGGAGGCACUAGAGCAUAGCAAAAUCGUGUAUGAGAAAAACCCGAUUCGCACCGACAAUCUCCUGCUUUUGGGUGCAAUCUAUUAUCAGUUGCAUGACUUUGAUAUGUGUAUCGCCAAAAAUGAAGAAGCCCUUCGAAUUGAGCCCCAUUUUGCUGAGUGUUAUGGGAACAUGGCUAAUGCUUGGAAGGAAAAAGGAAAUAAUGACCUUGCUAUUCGCUAUUAUUUGGUUGCCAUUGAGCUUCGUCCCAACUUCUGUGAUGCAUGGUCAAACUUAGCUAGUGCAUACAUGCGGAAGGGAAGACAUGAAGAAGCGGCACAGUGUUGUCGCCAGGCACUUGCAUUAAAUCCCCAUUUGGUUGAUGCCCAUAGUAAUCUUGGAAAUCUAAUGAAGGCACGGGGAUUGGUGCAAGAGGCAUACAGUUGCUACCUUGAGGCUAUACGUAUACAACCACACUUCGCUAUUGCAUGGUCUAAUCUUGCUGGUCUUUUCAUGGAGUCUGGUGAUCUUAAUAGAGCCCUGCAGUACUAUAAGGAGGCUGUGAAACUCAAACCUUCUUUUCCAGAUGCGUAUCUCAACCUUGGGAAUGUUUAUAAGGCUUUGGGACUGCCUCAGGAGGCAAUCGUGUGUUAUCAGCGUGCUCUCCAGACAAGACCCAACUAUGCAAUGGCUUUCGGAAAUUUGGCUAGUUCGUAUUAUGAGCAAGGUCAACUGGAUCUGGCAAUCCUACAUUAUAAGCAAGCCAUUUCCUGUGAUGCAAGAUUUUUGGAGGCUUACAAUAAUUUGGGCAAUGCUCUGAAAGACAUUGGCAGAGUGGAUGAAGCAAUUCAAUGCUACAAUCAAUGCCUUACUUUACAACCUAACCAUCCACAAGCGCUUACAAACCUUGGGAAUAUUUAUAUGGAAUGGAACAUGGUGGCUGCUGCUGCUCAAUAUUAUAAGGCCACAUUGACCGUAACAACUGGAUUGUCUGCUCCUUUUAAUAAUCUUGCCAUCAUCUAUAAGCAACAGGGGAACUAUGCGGAUGCAAUUUCUUGCUACAAUGAGGUUCUUCGCAUUGAUCCCUUGGCAGCUGAUGGGCUUGUCAACAGGGGCAACACAUACAAGGAGAUUGGUAGAGUCAGUGAAGCAAUUCAGGACUACAUACAUGCAAUAUCUGUCCGGCCAACUAUGGCUGAAGCUCAUGCAAACUUGGCUUCAGCUUACAAGGAUAGUGGACGUGUCGAGGCUGCUAUUAAGAGCUAUAGUCAGGCAUUGCAUCUUCGAACUGAUUUUCCAGAGGCAACUUGUAAUCUUUUACAUACAUUACAGUGUGUAUGCAGUUGGGAGGAUCGUGACAAAAUGUUUUCUGAAGUGGAAGGCAUAAUCAGGAGGCAGAUUAAUAUGUCUCUUCUGCCUAGUGUGCAACCUUUCCACGCAAUAGCAUAUCCUAUUGAUCCAAUUCUGGCACUUGAAAUUAGUCGUAAAUAUGCUGCACACUGCUCCAUAGUUGCAUCCCGAUUUGGACUUUCUCCCUUCAACCAUCCUGCUCCUGUCCCCAUAAGGCGUAAUGGUGGACCUCAGAGACUAAGGGUUGGAUAUGUAAGCAGUGACUUCGGUAAUCACCCUUUGUCACAUCUUAUGGGAUCUGUGUUUGGGAUGCAUAACAAGGACAAUGUUGAGGUUUUCUGUUAUGCCUUGAGUCCAAAUGAUGGAACGGAAUGGAGACAACGCAUCCAGUCUGAAGUGGAGCACUUUACGGAUGUCUCUUCUUUGUCAUCAGAUACGAUUGCCAAAAUGAUUAAUGAAGAUAAGAUACAAGUCUUAAUUAACCUCAAUGGCUAUACAAAGGGGGCAAGAAAUGAGAUAUUUGCUAUGCAGCCAGCUCCCAUUCAGGUUUCAUACAUGGGGUUCCCUGGUACCACGGGGGCAAAUUAUAUCGAUUAUCUAGUCACUGAUGAGUUCGUUUCACCUUUACGCUACGCACAUAUUUAUUCUGAGAAAAUUGUUCAUCUCCCGCAUUGCUACUUUGUGAAUGAUUAUAAGCAGAAAAAUCAAGAUGUGUUGGAUCCAAGCUGCCGGCACAAGCGAUCAGAUUAUGGGCUGCCCGAGGAUAAAUUUAUAUUUGCAUGCUUCAAUCAGUUGUACAAAAUGGAUCCUGAAAUUUUUAAUACUUGGUGCAAUAUUCUUAAACGUGUACCCAACAGUGCACUUUGGCUCCUCAGAUUCCCAGCUGCAGGCGAAACAAGACUUCGUAAAUAUGCUGUUGAUCAAGGAGUCCAGCCAGACCAAAUCAUCUUCACGGAUGUUGCUAUGAAAGGUGAACAUAUCAGGCGGAGUGCGUUGGCAGAUUUAUUCCUUGACACGCCUUUGUGCAAUGCACAUACGACAGGCACGGAUAUUCUAUGGGCAGGUCUGCCGAUGGUGACCCUUCCCCUUGAAAAGAUGGCUACCAGGGUUGCUGGAUCACUGUGUCUCGCCACUGGACUGGGAGAUGAGAUGAUUGUUAGCAGCAUGAAAGAGUAUGAAGAGAGGGCAGUGUCUCUGGCGUUGAAUCCUCCAAAGCUCCGUGCUCUUGCCACCAAGCUCAAGGCAGCCCGACUGACUUGUCCUCUGUUCGACACCGCACGCUGGGUGAGGAAUCUGGAGAGGAGUUACUUCAAAAUGUGGAAUCUGCAUUGCUCGGGCCAGAAGCCGCAGCAUUUCAAAGUCACCGAGAACGAUUUAGAGUUCCCCUACGACAGGUAGAAGGGCAAAGUUAGAGACGGGAUUUGUAGAUAGUUUAGGAGAGAAACAAAAUAGGGAAGUUGCUUCAAUGGAUUAGGAGAUCCAUAUAAUUAUUACCCAAUAUGUUAAAUCCUGGACAAGUUUCGAGUCGGAGGAGAGAUUAGCUCGACGUAGCAGUAUUCAGUAUGUCACUCUUUCCACUUGCUCCCCUCCGCACCAUUCCCUCCAUCUACCAUAUAAUCUUGUGAUUUGUACGUCUCUUAUGUAAUGGAGAUGGUAUACUUGUGUGCUGAUUUAUGUCUCCCACGUUAACCGUCGUAUCAUUAAUGGUAAUGUAUUGGUUCCGUC
Messenger RNA from Pyrus x bretschneideri (Chinese white pear), 3484 nucleotides. RefSeq names its product probable UDP-N-acetylglucosamine--peptide N-acetylglucosaminyltransferase SEC. Gene Ontology annotation, biological process: protein O-linked glycosylation. The record is from RefSeq and is a predicted model, not a curated record. Gene Ontology annotation, molecular function: protein N-acetylglucosaminyltransferase activity; protein binding. NCBI's taxonomy places the organism in Eukaryota, Viridiplantae, Streptophyta, Magnoliopsida, Rosales, Rosaceae. The coding region runs from base 218 to 3157 and encodes 979 amino acids. The transcript has 28 exons.